Molecule: messenger RNA, 1671 nt
Organism: Oncorhynchus tshawytscha (Chinook salmon)
Lineage: Eukaryota; Metazoa; Chordata; Actinopteri; Salmoniformes; Salmonidae
Product: neuromedin-B receptor
Exons: 3
Coding region: 359-1213 (284 amino acids)
Biological process (GO): G protein-coupled receptor signaling pathway
Cellular component (GO): membrane
Molecular function (GO): G protein-coupled peptide receptor activity
Source: RefSeq, a predicted model, not a curated record
GUGGCAGAUUACUCCUUUGUAGAAGUCCAUAAAGUGAUAUACAUCAACCACACCAAGGUUAAUGCUGUAGAUAUUGUUAUAAGGGAGUGUGAGACUAUUGAAACAUGUAACUUUCAGAGUUUAUUGUUGUUAUUAAUAUAGUUUACAGAGGGCUAAAAGUGCUGCUGUUGCUAGCUAGCAUGUCAUUCUGUGAUGCAGACGGUUAGCUGAGCUGCCGACUGGUGCUGGCGUUGCAAUAUGGGAGAUGUAGUUUUGGCCCUCUAUGGUCUGAACGGGAUAGAGGCGAUUUCACGUUGUAACUUGUUUUUGUACAUGAGUUGUUGUAUUUUGAUACUGUCAACACUGAAAGCACCUAGCAAUGUAUUGGGGAUGUGAGACAGGAUAUGUAUUUUACCUUUCUUCAUGCUCCUGUAUAGAACAACUGGUCAGAUGGUACAUUGGAGACAUGUGUUCCUGUCCUGUCUUUUCACAAUACUAUUGCAGGUACAAAGCCAUUGUGAAUCCUAUGGACAUCCAGACAUCCAGCGCCGUGUUCUGGACAUGUCUGAAAGCUGUGUCCAUCUGGGUGAUCUCCGUCCUGCUGGCGGUGCCCGAGGCCAUCUUCUCCCAGGUAGUACACAUCCAGGACAAGAAUGUGACCUUCACCGCCUGCGUGCCCUAUCCCCUUUCCAACGACAUGCAUCCCAAGAUCCACUCCAUCCUCAUAUUCCUGGUGUACUUCCUGAUUCCCCUGGGGAUCAUCUCUGUAUACUACUUCCACAUCGCCAGGACUCUAGUCAAGAGUGCUCACGACAUGCCUGGAGAGAUCAGUGAGCACACGAAGAGACAGAUGGAGACGAGAAAACGGCUGGCCAAAAUUGUUCUGGUUUUUGUGGGCCUCUUCGCUCUUUGCUGGUUCCCCAACCAUGUCUUGUACAUGUACCGCUCCUUCAACUACCGUCAGAUCGACUCCUCUCUGUCGCACCUCAUCAUCACCCUGCUGGCCCGGGUGCUAAGUUUCUCCAGCUCCUGUGUCAACCCGUUUGCCCUCUACCUGCUGAGCGAGAGUUUCCGAAGGCACUUCAACAGCUCACUGCACUGCAAGAGGAAGCCCCACCACGAACGCAACACUAGCUACCUGCAGCAUACCUCAGCCAUAAGAAUGACCUCCAUCAAGAAGACCACCCCUACUGUCAUCAACGGACAUGGCAACAGGCAGGAGGUCACUCUGUAGGUUUAGGAUGUCACCUGAUGACAUGUAAGUGGUGGGAGUGGCACCAAAAAAAAGUUACGUGCAAAGCUUUUACAAGGAGAACUAUUAUGAAAAGGUCAUGCAUGUGUGCUGAACAGAAAAUGCUUUGUUUGAAGCUGUCUUGUCUAUACAUUCCCCACAAUGCCACAUAUCACUGAUGAUGAGAUGAUCACCCAUGAACUUGUCAACAAAUCUGUCUUGAGAGAUUCCGGUAUCCACAAUGUUCCAUUUUUCAUGCUUUGUAGUGUCAAUCUACAUGUUUUACUUUACACAGUUUGCAUAGAUAUAUACUGUCUGCGAAGCAAGCUGACCAAACUGCAAACCCAAAGAGCAGGUAGUUGCUCCCACGACAGGAAAUCUAUGUCCCUGUGUUUUUAUUUAUUUAUUUCAUCUUUAUUUAACCAGGUAGGCUAGUUGAGAACAAGUUCUCAUUUGCAACU